Ogataea philodendri is the source of this 1005-nucleotide messenger RNA. RefSeq lists its product as uncharacterized. Bases 1 to 1005 code for a protein of 334 amino acids. Gene Ontology annotation, cellular component: cytoplasm; mitochondrion. Lineage: Eukaryota; Fungi; Ascomycota; Pichiomycetes; Pichiales; Pichiaceae. The record is from RefSeq and is a predicted model, not a curated record. The transcript has a single exon. Gene Ontology annotation, molecular function: L-malate dehydrogenase (NAD+) activity. Gene Ontology annotation, biological process: tricarboxylic acid cycle; malate metabolic process.
AUGUUGACUAAAUUCGCCACUAGACAUUUCUCCUCCACCGCCUCCACCGCCUACAAGGUGUCUGUUCUUGGUGCUGCCGGAGGUAUUGGACAGCCAUUGUCUUUGUUGAUGAAGCUGAACCACAAGGUGACCCAAUUGUCCUUGUACGACCUGAGAUUGGGUGCUGGUGUUGCCACUGAUAUUUCCCACAUCCCAACAAACUCCACCGUUACUGGUUUCGGACCAGAGGACAACGGAUUGGCAAAGGCUUUGGACGGUGCCGAUGUUGUUCUUAUUCCUGCUGGUGUUCCAAGAAAGCCAGGUAUGACCAGAGAUGACCUGUUCAACACCAAUGCUUCCAUUGUGAGAGACUUGGCCAAGGCUGCUGCCGACCACUCUCCAAACGCUGCCAUCUUGGUUAUUUCCAACCCUGUCAACUCCACCGUUCCGAUCGUGGCCGAGGUUUUGAAGGCCAAGGGAGUGUACAAUCCAAAGAAACUGUUUGGUGUCACCACCCUGGACGUUUUGAGAUCCUCCAGAUUUUUGUCUGAGGUUGCAAAGACCAACCCAGUCCACGAGAUUGUUCCUGUUGUUGGUGGACACUCUGGUAUCACCAUCGUUCCUCUUAUAUCUCAAACUAACCACAAGAACUUGCCAAAGGAGACCUACGACGCUUUGGUCCACAGAAUUCAAUUCGGCGGUGACGAGGUUGUCCAGGCCAAGGGCGGUGCAGGUUCCGCUACUUUGUCCAUGGCCCAGGCCGGUGCCAGAUUUGCCGGUGCCGUCUUGAACGGUCUUGCUGGUGAACAGGACAUUGUCGAGUGCUCUUUCGUCGAUUCUCCAUUGUACAAGUCCGAGGGUGUCGAGUUCUUCUCCUCCAAGGUCACUUUGGGUGUUGACGGUGUCAAGCAAAUCCACGGCUUGGGUAAUUUGACCAACGCCGAGGAGGAGAUGGUUAACACUGCUAAGGAGACUCUGAUCAAGAACAUCGAGAAGGGUGUCAACUUCGUCAAGCAGAACCCAUAA